Molecule: messenger RNA, 669 nt
Organism: Dicrocoelium dendriticum
Lineage: Eukaryota; Metazoa; Platyhelminthes; Trematoda; Plagiorchiida; Dicrocoeliidae
Source: the annotation of a GenBank genome assembly
AUGUUGCCCGACCCUUGUCCAUUAUCACCUACACAAUCGGGCUGUAAAAGCUUUAUUUCUGUGCGGCCAAAAUCCACGGCCUCCUCAACAUGUGGCAAGAAAAUUACACAGUUGGGUGCAGACGGGAUGCGUCUCCCUCGAUACCAUUCUAAAACUUAUGCAACAAAUUAUUACAAUACAGCAAGACAGAUGAUCUAUCCUCGUUACACGGAAGAAGCUUGGACAUUGGCUACAAAAACGGCUGAGGCAAAUUCUGGGCAGGAGAGGGCUGAAGCCGAGGAAUUCCGAUAUGCAACUUGGCGAACGAUGGCUGAGAUUGAAAGGAAAGCAAAGGAACGUCAAAAGCUGAGUACUAUGAAAUUAAACAUCGACAAGGAUUUACCAAAGAGCCCCUACUUGCCCGUGGAUCUGCGCAUAACCUGGUCUUACAUAACAACAUGGAUCAUGUCGGACAUCCAGCAAUAUUAUCUUCUUCCUGCUCCACUACUCAUUAGACAGCAAAUGCUGGACACCCAAAUGCAGAAGAAUGGAGAUACCUUGACCUGCCUAUAAAAAGCGUUGAAACAAAUGAGUACCACAACAUAGCUUAACCAAUCCAUAACUACUGAACUGGCGAUCCCGAUUGUGAAUCAUCCACUCACUCGCUUAUGACAUGUCAGUAAUCCCAGG